Messenger RNA from Abrus precatorius (Indian licorice), 3609 nucleotides. RefSeq names its product mitogen-activated protein kinase-binding protein 1. Lineage: Eukaryota; Viridiplantae; Streptophyta; Magnoliopsida; Fabales; Fabaceae. Gene Ontology annotation, molecular function: protein binding. The transcript is spliced from 19 exons. Gene Ontology annotation, cellular component: mitotic spindle. Gene Ontology annotation, biological process: regulation of mitotic cell cycle; mitotic spindle organization. The record is from RefSeq and is a predicted model, not a curated record.
AUGAAGCCUACUCGCAGAUUCAACAAGCCCGAUACUGUCUCAAAGCUGGUUUUAGAGGAAGUAAUUGGGCUGACAACAAAGAAUGGCAAUGGUUUAGCUUCGAAUGCCUUGAGUUCCAAAUGUGCUUAUUUGGCAGGUUCUGUGGUGGUGAUAUAUGACAUGAAUUUGUGUACUCAGUCACACCUCAUGGUGUCUAAUAGAUUGCCAAAGCCUUUGAGCUGUGUAGCUUUGUCACGAGAUGGGCGUUUUGUUGCGGCUGGAGAGGCAGGAAACCAGUCCUCAGUACUAGUAUGGGAUUCUUUUACUUCAUCUAUUGUCUCUGAAUUGAAAGGUCAUCAGUUUGGAGUUGCAUGCAUCUGUUUCUCACCCAAUGGUAAACAUCUGGUAUCUGUUGGGGGAUAUAUAUAUCUUUGGGACUGGCGGAGUGGUGAGCUGGUAAAAAAGCUUCAAGCAACUUCUUCUUGUUCUACUAUCUCUAGUGUUAGCUUCUCAUCAGAUGCAAAAUUUAUUGUAACUGCUGGGAAGAAGCACUUGAAAUUCUGGAUACUUGGAUCUUCCAGAAGGACUCAAUUAAAUGGAGGGAUGAGCAGAACGACAUCAUUAGCAAUACAUGAAAAGCCUGCCAAUCUCUCUAUUCAUAAAGGAAGCUCAUUUACAUCUGUUGCUUCUUCUGUCUGGAGUAGUGGCUAUGAUAAUUGUAAACAAGCUGGUGACCACUUUCCCAUAUAUACGAUAACUGAUUCAGGCAUAUUAUACCUUAUUGAUUCUGGGAUGUCAGUUGUAAAAUCUGUGACUUUAAGGGUUCAAAAAGCUUUUGCAUUAUCAACAUCUGAAAAACUAAUUGCUUGUGCAUGCAAUAAUGGAACAGUCCAAUUAUUUACCCAUAUCUCUCUAAAAUAUGUGGGCAGUAUAUUAUAUUCAAAGACCAAAAGGUUCUAUGAAGAAAGCAAUUCUGUUUUCCAUGCUAUAGUUCCCGAACAAGAUUCUGAGCAUUUGCUUAAUCUGCCUGAUGCAGUUGCCUGUCACUUUUCAGCCUUAGAAAAGCUUGUGGUUAUUUAUGGAGAUCAUAGUCUCUACAUCUAUGACAUCCAUGAUGUGAAUCAGGUCACAAAGUGCUUCGUGCUAGUUUCACAUUCCUCAUGCAUAUGGGAUAUCAAGAAUCUAUGUUGUGAAAACAUUCAUGAUCCAUCUCUUGCAUGUACUGCUAGAGGUUGUUCAGGGGGUAUUUCUUUUGCAACUUGCUCUGCUGAUGGUACAAUUAGGCUAUGGGAUAUUGCUUUGCAAUCUGAUUUAUCAGAAGAUGCUCAAGAGUUGAAGACUGAACUAUUAGGUUCUUCAUGUUUAGUAACUGCUGGGACAUUUGAACGUGAUGCAGUUACAGCAGAUCUUGCCAAUCAAGAAUUUCGAUCACUUGCUGUUAGUUCAGAUGGAAAGUAUCUUGCUGCUGGUGAUUGCAAAGGAAAUCUUCAUAUAUACAACCUUCAAACAUCGGAUUACACAUGUUUUCAGGGUACACAUGAUGCAGAGAUUCUUACAUUAAGCUUUACUUUGUCCCCCCAAAAUAUAUCUGAGGAAAUUGCAAAGAACAAUUACUUUCUUGCCUCAGGGGGACGAGAUUGUAUGAUUCAUCUCUAUGAUGUGAAAAGAAAUUUUGAUCUCAUUGACAGCAUUGAUGAUCAUUCGGCUGCAGUGACUUCUAUCAAAAUUAGCAGCAACAGUUGCAGGAUCCUCAGUUGUAGUGCUGAUAGUUUCCUGGUGGUUCGUGAUGUAGCUAAAGCAGAUAAUGGUUAUAAAAUUUUACAGCAACAUCGUCAAAAGGCUUCACAACGUGGAACUGUUUAUGACAUGGCUGUGGAUAUGUCAUGUGAGACUGUUGUUACUGUUGGGCAGGUAAAGUAGAUGGCUGUUGACAGUAAGACAUCAAAGAUCUAAUAUUGUCAACAGGUAAUUAUGGAUCCAAGCUGCACUUAUGUGGUUUGCUCAUUCUCUAACAAGUCCAUCUGCAUAUAUGACCUUAUCACGGGAGAGAUGGUUGCGAAGGCCACAGGGCAUGCUGAAAUUAUUACUGGUGUCAUUUUUUUGCCUGAUUGCAAGCAUAUAGUGUCGGUGGAUGGUAAUGGUUGUGUUUUUGUAUGGAAAUUGCCGACUCCAUUGUCUUCUAAAAUAUUUGAUAGAAUAAUGGAAAAAUAUAAUCCAUUGUCUCCAAGAAGCUCUGUUCAACUUCUUGCGCAUAGUCAUCUGUCAUUUUACAAAGAGGGAUGCCAGCAUUCAAAGGUUAAUCGUGAGGAUGUUUGGUCAGUGAAGAACAACAGUCAAAGUGGAGAUCAAGUGCUUUAUCCAGAAAGCAGUCAUAGAGAGGUUUCAUCUUUUAAAUUUAGUGUUUCAAGACUUCCCAGAUGGGCACAACCUAAAGUCACCAGCUCCAAUAGUGAUAGCAAGAAUCUUAAUAAUUGCACUUCAUCAAAGGCACAAGUUCCUUCAUCUCCACAAGUUCAAAUUCCAUCAGAUCAGGCUUCUCUGUCUCCUGAGAGUGUGAACUCUCAAGACUCAAGGUCUGGAGGAACUUACAGCAACUUUGCUUCGGACAAUUGUUGGCACUCUGUUUAUACUGUUUGUAUGGAAGCACUUUCCUCGCCAGAGAUGCAGAAUUUAUGUGAGACAAAGUUUCCAGAGAUUCCCUUGAGUAUAAGACAAGAUGGUGAUGUGAUCAGUGAUGACCAGAACUCCUUUGGGCUUAGUAGCCUUAGCAAGAAGGAAAAGAUGGGUCUAGUUUCAGGCCAACAUGUUGGUGGCAACAAUAAUGAUGUUUCUUGGUGUUCUAAAGAAGUUUCUGAUGGUAAAACUGAGCAGUUGUUAAAUGAAUCCAGAAGUGUAUCAAAAACAACUAUUGAAGGAAAUUUGGGCUAUCCGCUCUUUGAAGAAGACAAUGACAUGUUUAAGCAACAUUUUGGUAGCUUAUCAAAUACACACAAGAAAAAGUCAAGGAAUUCUUUAGUUAGAAAGUUUUCAGCAAGAUAUACUGUGCAAUGGGAUUACCCAGGGGAUUGCAAGAAACUAUUUAGCAGUCCUGUCAGGAAAAUGAAUGACAGAAAGAGCUCUGAGGAUGGAAGUGCAACUGCUAUUAUAUCAGAAGAAAAAUCCUUUCAGGUGAAGGAAAUUGAGGAAGUUGGAAAUUCUUCUCAGCAGGACCUCAUGAAUUCAGCACAACGUUUAGCAGAUUCAACAUGUGAAUUAAUCAAAUUCCCUGUCAAAGAAAAUUCAGUUGAUAAAGGGAAUGAUCGGGGAGAAACCAUCGCCGCAUGCAAGGAAGCAUUUGGUAGCUUGGAUGCAGCAGCUAAGAAUGCUGUGCAGUUACUUACAAAACUAGAAAAGUUUUAUGGGGAAGAGGUUUCAACCGGAGCUGUGGCUCAAUUUUUAGACGAUGCAGCUGAGCUACUUCCACAAAUUGUUGAAAAAAUUAAUGCUGCUGUAAGAUUGGUGCAAUGUAGGAAGAACGGUAAGUCCGGAAGUAGAGUUAGUGUUUCAGAAAUUGAUCAGUUUCGUAGAUUUGCCGAAGGCAUAUCAGGUAAAAUAAUGGAAAUACAAAAGGACGAUACUAGCAUUCAUUAA